CCAACCGGGACACAGAGCAGAGGUUGCAGUCAAAACACUGAGGAAAGACAACGCUGAAGGAGAAACACUGUUGAACUUCAGCUGAGACGCUUUUCAAGCUUUCUUAUCUACCAUAGCCCUUGUCACAUACAAGGCUAUCUGUAUUUUUUUCAUAGCUGUAGUCUACAGUAGCACUCAUCAUGAGAUACUGUGCUUUCGCUGCAUGCUUAAUUUUUGGGAUAGGCACGCAGGUUGGAUGGAGCCUCCCCAUCAAGCCUGUCUUUGUCUCCUUCCCAGGAGACCUCGUCAAAAACGUGACUGAUACUGAGCUGGCAGAAAAAUAUCUGAAGAAAUUUGGCUACCUGGAAACACUGCAGCGCAGUGGCUUCCAGUCAUUGGUGUCUACCACAAAGGCUUUGAAAAGGAUGCAGAGGCAGAUGGGACUGGAGGAGACCGGAGAGCUGGAUAAAGCCACCCUAGAGGCCAUGAAGCAUCCUCGCUGUGGGGUUCCUGAUGUGGCCAACUACAAAACCUUUGAUGGAGACCUGAAAUGGGACCAUAAUGAUGUCACCUAUAGGGUCCUCAAUUACUCCCCUGACAUGGAGAGCUCUCUGAUCGAUGACGCCUUCGCCAGAGCCUUCAAGGUGUGGAGUGACGUUACCCCCCUGACCUUCACCCGCCUCUUUGACGGAACCGCUGACAUCAUGGUCUCAUUUGGAAAAGCCGACCAUGGAGACCCUUACCCCUUUGAUGGUAAGGAUGGACUUCUGGCUCAUGCAUAUCCCCCUGGUGAGGGCGUGCAGGGCGAUGCCCACUUUGAUGAUGAUGAGUACUGGACUUUGGGAACAGGACCAGCUGUGAAGACUCGAUAUGGCAAUGCAGAUGGGGCCAUGUGCCACUUCCCCUUUUUUUUUGAGGGCAAAUCUUACACCACCUGUACCACGGAGGGACGUUCUGACAACCUGCCAUGGUGCGCCACCACAGCUGACUAUGGCAGAGACAAGAAAUACGGCUUCUGCCCAAGUGAACUUCUGUACACAUUUGGAGGAAACGCAGAUGGAGCAGAGUGUGUACUUCCCUUCGUCUUCCAGGGGAAGGAAUAUGACAGCUGUACCACAGAGGGCCGCAGUGAUGGCUACCGCUGGUGUGCCACCACAGACAAUUUUGACAGGGACAUAAAAUAUGGAUUCUGUCCAAGUCGUGACACUGCUGUAAUCGGCGGUAACUCUGAAGGAGAGCCCUGCCACUUCCCCUUUACGUUCCUGGGUAAACAGUAUGACUCCUGCACAAGUGAGGGACGAGGAGAUGGCAAGUUGUGGUGCAGUACAACGGAUAGCUAUGACGACGACAAUAAAUGGGGCUUCUGUCCUGACCAGGGUUAUAGUCUGUUCUUGGUGGCUGCUCAUGAGUUUGGACAUGCCCUUGGCCUGGAUCACUCCAACAUAAGAGAGGCUCUUAUGUUCCCCUCAUACAGCUAUGCGAAAGACUUCACCCUGCAUGAGGACGACAUUGAAGGCAUUCAAUAUCUCUAUGGAAGCAAAACUGGCCCUGAUCCCACCCCACCUCAGCCUGACACCCCCACCACCACCCAAUACCCAGACCAUGAUAAGACUAAGCCCACUGAGGAACCUGAACCCACCACAACACCUGUGGAUCCAACCAAAGACGCCUGCAAGAUCACCAAAUUCGACACCAUCACUGUGAUUGCUGGAGAGUUACAUUUCUUCGAGAAUGGAAAUUACUGGAAGAUGCCCAGUGGAAGUGAAGGACUACCCAAGGGACCGUUUUCUAUUUCUCAGAAGUGGCCGGCUCUCCCAGCUGUUAUCGACUCUGCCUUUGAGGAUCUUGUGACCAGGAAAUUGUAUUUCUUCUCAGGAACCAGAUUCUGGGUGUAUACAGCAAAGAAUGUUCUGGGUCCUCGUAGCAUUGAGAAGCUCGGCCUCCCCAGCAGCAUUCAGAAGGUGGAGGGAGCUCUGCAGAGGGGCAAAGGCAAAGUGCUGAUCUUCAGUGGGGAGAACUUCUGGAGGUUUGAUGUGAAGGCCCAGAAAAUCGACAGAGGGUAUCCAAGAUACACAGAUGCUGUCUUUGGAGGUGUCCCAAAUGAUGCUCAUGAUGUAUUCAUGCACAAAGGUCACAUCUACUUCUGCCGAGAUCGCUUCUACUGGCGUAUGAACUCCCGCAGGCAAGUGGACCGUGUUGGCUACGUGAAAUAUGACCUCCUCAAGUGCUCUGAUCAUUCUCUGACUCAGUACUGAGUACAACACACAGGGAAGAAGUAGAAAUAAUGUGGGAGCACCUAUUUUCUCUUACGUGCAGGUGUCAAGGAGAAUGUAAUGCAGUAUUUGUUUAUAGCGACUGGUGUAUGAUGUGUGUGCUUUUUGGGAUGCAAAUAAUUGGCCUUCAGAGAUGUUGGCUAUAACUAAAGAAAAGGCCCAAAAGGAAGCGAAGCAAAUUAAGAUCUCUGGCCCUUUGACAAAAAAUCUGUGAACUAUAGUGGUCUAGAAUUCCACAUCCAUAUGAAAUAUUCUCAAAAGCUGUCUGGGUCAAUCUCCAGUGUUUCUUUUUUUAAAUAAGUCUGACCGGAUCAGACUAUCAACAGUAUUUGAUUUUUUAAAAGUAUUUAUAACAAUAUCUAACAUUAUUUUUUCAUGUGUCCUAAAGCUUGUUUGUUUUGUAUAGUUCAAUGUGUUUUUUCUCGAAUGGCUUCAGGGCCAAUUACUUGCACUGGAAGACAAUGCAUGUCUCCUUCACUGAAAUUAUUUAUUAGACUUAUAUUUUGUAUUAAAUCUUAAUUUUCAAUGCAAUAAACAUUCUGUGAGAACUA
Molecule: messenger RNA, 2803 nt
Organism: Labrus mixtus (cuckoo wrasse)
Lineage: Eukaryota; Metazoa; Chordata; Actinopteri; Labriformes; Labridae
Gene: mmp9
Product: matrix metallopeptidase 9
Exons: 13
Coding region: 180-2234 (684 amino acids)
Biological process (GO): extracellular matrix organization; proteolysis; collagen catabolic process
Cellular component (GO): extracellular matrix
Molecular function (GO): metalloendopeptidase activity; zinc ion binding
Source: RefSeq, a predicted model, not a curated record